Messenger RNA from Selaginella moellendorffii, 3265 nucleotides. RefSeq lists its product as uncharacterized. The record is from RefSeq and is a predicted model, not a curated record. Bases 290 to 3121 code for a protein of 943 amino acids. The transcript is spliced from 9 exons. NCBI's taxonomy places the organism in Eukaryota, Viridiplantae, Streptophyta, Lycopodiopsida, Selaginellales, Selaginellaceae.
GGUUUCUAGGGUUUGCUGGGAAGAGGGAGGUGGGUGGGGCGGUGUGGCGGCUGUAAAUGUGAUCCUCUUGAGGGGAGAUUCGCGGCGAAGAUAGCAGCGGCUGUCGGCGCCGGAGGAUCGUGAAAUUUCAGGGGAUCGAUCGAUCGUCGGCGCCGGCGAGCGGAUGGGCGUCGGUGCUUCCAGAACUGGCGCUACAUUUCGCGCAGGAGGUAUUGGAAUCAUCGGUAGUGGGAUAUCUAGGCGCUGCAGUUCAUGAAAUCUUUGUGAGCCUUACUGCAUUGGGGCUUGCAUGGGCGAUCCUGAAGGCUGGCCACAGCCAAGCGGCCUUUUGCCUGACGGAUCAUCCUCCUUCGCGGCUCUAUUCUCGUCUCUGGACGAUGAGCGCUGGCUCCAGGCAGAGAACAGGACUGGCGAGCUCAUCACACGCAUUCAGCCCACCAAAUUCUCCGAGGAUCGGCGGCGGGCCGUCGCGGACUACGUGGAGCGUCUCAUUCGCAAGUGCUUCGACUGUGAGGUGUUUACAUUCGGCUCGGUGCCAUUGAGAACAUACCUUCCGGAUGGGGAUAUCGACUUGACUGCUUUCAGUGGGCAUCAGCACUUACAGGAAUCAUGGGCGAAUGACGUCCGCGCUGUGCUUGAAGCGGAGGAACGCAGUAAGGAUGCUGAAUUUCGGGUGAAAGAGGUUCAGUACAUCCAGGCCGAGGUGAAGAUCAUCAAGUGUCUGGUGGAGAACAUUGUUGUCGACAUUUCUUUUAAUCAGUUGGGUGGUUUAUGCACACUAUGUUUUCUGGAGGAGGUCGAUCGGUUGAUAGGCCGAGACCAUUUGUUUAAACGCAGCAUUAUACUUGUGAAGGCUUGGUGUUAUUACGAAAGCCGCAUUCUCGGAGCACAUCAUGGUUUGAUAUCCACAUACGCAUUAGAGACACUCGUGCUCUAUAUAUUUCACGUAUUCCAUGCAAGUCUUCGCGGUCCCUUGGGGGUACUGUAUCGUUUCUUGGAAUUCUUUAGCAACUUCGACUGGGAUAAAUAUUGUCUGAGUUUAUGGGGACCUAUUCCACUCUCGGCUCUUCCCGAUAUGCAAGCUGAACCACCGCGGAAAGAUGGAGGACCUUUGCUACUUACUAAGCAUUUCUUGGACUCCUGCAGCCGUGCAUAUGCAGUUAUGCCCAACGGGAACAUAAACGGGAGUAUUGUCCAAAGCCGGGUCUUUGGUUCGAAGUACCUAAACGUGGUAGAUCCUUUAAAAACUACCAAUAAUCUUGGCCGCAGCGUGAACAAAGGAAAUUUCUACCGGAUUCGCAAUGCAUUUGGUUUUGGCGCGCGUAAGCUAGCCCGUAUUUUGGAAUGCCCUCUAGAGGAUGUAGCCGACGAGGUGGAUAAGUUCUUUUUGAACACGUGGGACAGGCAUGGGAGCGGUAGGCGACCUGAUGCUCCCGAGUUCAUUGAGAGGAUGUCUUCGCCGGAUGAAAAGCUGUCCAGUGAAGGAUCUCCCAGGGUUGUGGAGAAGGGUGUGUUAGAGGCGGAGAACGACCAGCAGGUUGAUAAGAAUGCAACAGCUGGUGAACUUAUUCAGGAGCUGAAUAAUUACGCAGUACGCUCUCAACAAAAUGAUUAUAUUUCGGAGACAGGUGAUAAGACGGGCGAAGUGGAGUGUUCGGACGACAGAAGGCCGAUUUCGGAAGAUAAGCUGCCCUAUACAGAUACUGUUCCCGCACCACCACCACCACCACCGCCGCCGCCGCCGCCUGGAGGAUCAUGGGCAGCGCUAAACCAUGGGACUUUUUCGUAUCCGCAUAUAGCUCUACAAGGCGGCUCUCAGGUGUAUUCUGGCUUAAGUCCUCCAACAGACGUCACAGUACCACCAAGUCCGAGCUCCGAAGCAUCUAGUCCUGUGUAUUCUCCACAACGGCCAUCAACGUCUCUUGGUAUACCGGUUGGGCAUUUACUUUCUUCGACAUACGAUGCGGCCGUUUCAAGUAACAUGCAGUCUCGGAAGCAAAGACCGGGGGACGGCCAAGUUCCUCCGUUUUACUAUUCUCCAUUCUCUUAUGUACCUCUCUACAACUCGUACUACGUGUUGCCGCGCGAGGGUGGAGAGGGAGAAACACUGAACGAGAUGCCACCAAAUGCACUACACGAAGACGGCCAGGCGGGGCAGCACAUGGUAUUCGGUGUUGGGGAAAGGCUCAGUGCUGCUGGAAUUCCUGUUAGUUCUGGUGAUCCAGACGCAGACAGGUUGACAGAUGGACAUGGUGCUCAAGUUUGUCAGUCUGAUCUCUUGAGCAGUGACUUCGCUAAUCAUCUUCGGAACUUGGACUACGGGCGAGCCUGCCAGACUGGUCCUAUGUUCCUUCCGCAGCACGCAUUUUUCCCCUUCGCUAAGGAGUUACAAGGUCAUUACAUCUGGGAAGGUCCUGGGAGACCUCAUUCGAACGUCAACUUGAAGCAUGGGCCGGGGUCUCCACGAAUUCCUAGAAGAUCUUUUCCUGGACCUGUUGGCUUUAAUGGAGACGCUCGCGCGGGCACCGGAACCUAUCUUCCUGGGACGCGGCAGACUUACCGGGAAAGGCAGUACAGAGGCCAACAUGAUGGCUAUCAAGAACGGGAGUGUGAAAGAGAUGCACCUCCUCGUUAUCAGCGUAGUGUGGGCCGUGGUCAGAAUAGUCGCAUAGGACAUGGGAAAGCAGGUGACAAAGGAGGAUGGCAUGACAGCUUUAACAGGAACGCAGUUCAUGCAGCUCCAGUAACAUUAUCUUCUGGCAAUCCGCCGGGGACACCGGAAGCUUAUUCUCAGGUGUAUAUGAACGGCAAUGGGAACACGUCGAUUGUUGUAUACCCGUCCAACGAACCGCUUGAGUUUGGGACGCUUGGGGCAGUGCAGGGCUCUGAGCUUGGGGCCGUUCGUGUGAGCUCUAAGGGGCAGCAGGCUGCGGGUCAAGAUAGACAACAGCCGUCCUCCCCGAAUGACCAGCAAAGGCAAAACCAGAGGGCUUACCAAAUGAAAGAAGAGGACUUCCCACCUCUUUCUUUCAGAGCGCAGGGAGGGAAUAGUUCCACGAGUGGUAACGGGGCUGGCACUCGCAGUUCCCCGUAUCAGACGUACGUUGCAUCUCAGUCGUGAGUUGGAGCGCACCAGAGCUAAGACUUGCUGUUUGUAUAUUUUACUAUAAUUGUAGCUGCUUUUCUAAUUGUAAACUGGGCUGUAUUUGUUGAAGCUUUAGGCCCGACUUUUUUUUUCUCACUCGGACAACAAGUCGUAUGUUUU